AUGACCGCGUCACGAGUCAUCAAGCUCCCUCGGGACGACGACGAAUCCGCCUAUGUUCUUAUCCAGGUCGUUCAAAAGGGCUCUAAACCCUUGGACGUGAAGCUCGUUGGAACAGAAGGCGCAGCUCCAUAUGCGACAACUUUGAAACAUGAUCGCGUGUCUUCGCUACGAGUUGCAAACUGUCCCGUCUCCGAGUCGGAAUGGCAGACAAUAUUACAAUCUUUGUUCGAUUUACAGCCAGCUGGGGAUAUACAAGCCACAGCUAGCAUCAAAGGCGAGGCUUCGCUCUCUAUCACGGUUCGAAAGCGAGUGCAAGGAAUCACACAACGACUCGGCUCGAUAGAUCUCAAGUACAACGAAAACGAAGGCAUCGAGCUCUUUGAAUGGUGUGCCGACUCAAUCGAUGCACUGGCACAGAGCAAACAAGCCCUCGCCGAAGCCACCACUCAUGCAACGGAGCUUGAAAGUACCGUGAAAGAACUCAAGACACAGCUAGACGAGCUGGUAACGUCGAAACAAGAAGACGAAACAGCGCUGCUUAUGAAGUUUAGAGACCUACUCAAUGAGAAGAAGGUGAAGAUACGGGAGCAACAAAAGAUCCUCACUACCGGCUCGUUCCAAAACAGCCAGCCAGCAUCGCAACGGGCCCCUCAGCAGGUCGAGUCUGGGCCAUCUCACGCCCCUGCCCCGUCCAGGCCUAGGAAACGAAAAGUCGAAUCCCCGCGGCGCGAUGCAGAAGAGGCGGAGGAAGACGACGAGAUGGAGCUGGACAAUAUCAAGGUCGAGCCCCAGAGCAGCGACCCGGAGGACACUCCAGAAGACACGGCAUCUACUGCUAGCGAGGAUGAGGACGAAGGCGAUGACCGGGGCAAUAAUGCUGCAACCCCCAAGGCAACCCCCAAGGCACCAUCCAAAGCACCGCCUCCCACCAAGAAAGCGGAUGAACAGCCACCCGCUCCGAGGCACCUCCCCUUUACAAGAAACGCAAAGGCGACCCCGGCGAAAGCACCAGAGGCAGAUAUCGAGACAGAAUCCGACGAUGAGCUAUGA
This is a messenger RNA of Trichoderma reesei QM6a, 1050 nucleotides long. RefSeq lists its product as uncharacterized. Bases 1 to 1050 code for a protein of 349 amino acids. The transcript has 4 exons. The record is from RefSeq and is a predicted model, not a curated record. Lineage: Eukaryota; Fungi; Ascomycota; Sordariomycetes; Hypocreales; Hypocreaceae. Gene Ontology annotation, molecular function: DNA binding. Gene Ontology annotation, cellular component: nucleus. Gene Ontology annotation, biological process: DNA recombination; double-strand break repair.